This is a messenger RNA of Bemisia tabaci, 3303 nucleotides long. The record is from RefSeq and is a predicted model, not a curated record. Lineage: Eukaryota; Metazoa; Arthropoda; Insecta; Hemiptera; Aleyrodidae.
UCCCCUAUACGAUCCCGUGUGUUUUCGGGAGUUACGAACAUUUAACCUCAAACCCAUGGCCAGGUAUUGGGAGAUGGGAGAUGGUAUUGAGAACCAUCAACAUCAACAAUUCAACAACAUCAACCUCUGUGACUUGAAAAUCGUGACUUCGAAUGCUCCUGACUAUUACAAUUCCUUAGUUCGCGCUUGUAGUUAUUUCAAGGACAAGAACUCUUAAUUAUACACGUCCUUAAUUACAUGAAUUACAGUCGUAAUCAUAUCUACUCAUCAAUUUUCUCCUCUGGUCUAUGCUCAUGGACACUUCAGGAGUUAAGUUGGUCAAUACUCAGCUUCUUACUGCACACCCAACUCCAGCAGUUCAUCCUCUGACACUGAAUUAAGUACCUGUUUGUGUGUGCAUGACGCUUGGUCUUUAAGAUGGUUCAUUCAAUUUCCAACAAACAUGUUUUGCUGCGAAGUGACAUUUGGAGAAAAGAAAGGAUGAAGCUUGAUUUCAUUUUGAGCUCAUCGCAGCCCUAAAGGUAUCUCAUUGGAACUGGUGCCUGAAGAAUAUGCUUAAAUCUGGUGAUAAGUAUAUUUUUGACAAGUGACUCAGAGAAUAUAUAAAAAAAAAAAAUGGAGACUGUAAGUGAACUCUCUUGUAACAGUGGUGUUCUCUUCUAUGGGUGUCAAUUCUGCUCCAAAGUUUUUCCGAGGAAGACCAGCUUGAAUCGUCAUGUAAGAGUAUGUUCUCGGAAUGAUAAUGCCAAUAAAACUCUUGCCAAAUGUGAAGUUUGUGGUCGGCCGUUUAAUCGAAUAGAUAAUCUGAAAAAGCACUUGAAAAAUUGCACAGCUAGGGUGACACAAAACAAGCAGAUGAAAAAGCGAAGUUGCCUGUAUGAAAACUGUGAAGCUAAUUUCUACCAGAAAGAAGCCUUGAUUCAACAUCUGACCAAUAUUCAUCGUCAUAAUUUCGAAGAAACGUCCCGUUUGAACUUUCAAUCAUAUGAAGAUUUUAUUAGCUGGAAAAAGCAAAUUGAGGAAGAAACAUUUGCACAUUUCAUCAAAGUCAAUGGCAAAAAAGGCGCUGUUCAAUAUUUUUACUGUCAGCAAGAUGGUGAGAGAGAUAAAGUACAGUGCAGAAUAAAUUACUCAAAUUUUAAGGAUCAAACGAAAACUGGAAAAACUUGCAUUGCAUACAUGAAACUAAUUGAACUAGAGGGAACUAGUUUUGACGUAUUAUUUCAGCCCAUGCACUGUCAUCUACUUAAACCAAGAGAAACGAGUCAAAAAUAUGCCGAUGAAGCUUCAGGUGCAGAAGAAAAGCCAGCAGUGGCAGAGUCUGUUGAAGUAAUUGAAGUAACAGAGUUAUUGGAUGAUACAUUAAUAGACGUUGAAAACCACGAGGAUUUGUUACUGGUAGAGAGACUGCCAGAUAACGAGACAACGGUCAUUAAUAUUGUUCAAAAUUGUCUCAGGGAAUGUGAUAGUCCUGUCAUUCUAUAUAAAUCUGAUAAUCCAGAGGUUUACGUAGGGCCGGAAGAAUUUCAAGAUAUGUCCGUUAUGGCUGAUACUUUUAUCCUCGGCAUCCAAACGAAGGAGCAGCGCGAAAUGUUCGUCAAUGGCUGUCAAGUGGCUCUGUCACUCGACACAUCUUACCGUAAUGAAGGGAGAUCGUACCAAAUUUUGAACUUGGUAGUACCAGAUGAGAAAAUGAAUGAGUAUCCAGUUGCUCAUCUCAUCACAAAUAGUAUGAGCUCAUCAGUUUUGAAAAUCUUCUUUUAUUCGAUUCUGUUUCACUGUCAAGAUGUAACAAUAAAUUGCAUAAUUUCAAAUAACGAUCCCGAAUUGAAUGAAGCAAUUCAAUCUGUUUUUAGCGAGAAUGUGCGGCAUGUGUUUUGUAUUUGGAAGACUUACAAAGACUUCUUGCUGAACCUUUCACAGUUUGCGCCUGAAGAGCUUCACUAUGAAAUGUUUCAAGCUUUACAAUCUGUAGCUCAUUCUGAUAAUGAAAUUGUUGCCCGUAACAUAUUAGAAAAUUUCAAAGAAUUGUACUCUGAACUUUCGCCGAAUUUUUUAGAAUUUCUGUCAAAUUAUGAAAAUCAUUUGAAAAAAUGGAUGCUGUGUUUUAGAGAUUUCAACAAUUCUGGCAUCAAUACAGUAAUGCUCAGCGAGGCUUACCACAACAAAAUAUUAAAACACAUGAGGCGGAAAUCAAAGUGGAAUUUGGAAGACUUCAUUAACCUUCUACUUGAGCUUGAAGAAGACGACUACCUCCGAAGAGCGAACGAACAAAUCCUAGGGGUUUCUUUCGGUUUGAGCGAUCCUGGAAACAGUCGCCAUGAAGAAGGGGUCCUUAUUCCUGACGAUGCAGUUACUUUCUUGUUUCAGGAUCAUUGGGAAAUAAAGUCGAGUACCAACAUCAGCAAGUUUCAUCUGGUAGUUCGUGUAAAUCAUGAGUGCACAGCUGAAUUGUGCUACAAAACAUGUUCUCACUGCCACGAGCUUUGUGGUCACCUAUACUAUUGUACAUGCACUGAUAAGCACCCCAUGUGCAAACACAUUCACAAAGUUCAUUUAUUUUUUAUUGGCUCCCAGAAAACUACUUGUGAAUUAAUUGGACCAUUAAAGCCAUUCGAUGGAACAAAAGCAAAGCCAGUUAUUGUUGGAGGAUUCAACCUAGCGAAAACCAAAAGCUCUCAAGAUCCGUGUGAAAUUCCUCGGAAAGUCGAAAUUACUGGUCUUUUAAGGGACUUGUCAAGCUUACUUUCUGACAAAGACUUAUCAUUAGCAUCUCUAAAGUCUACAGAUGAAAGACUAAGAGAACUUGUCGACCUGUGUAAAGUAUCCGUCUUAGAUUAUCAGAGGAACUUAUAGCAUUUUACGAGCACACAACGUUCGGAUUUCUGAGAGAGCUAGUUCAUAAGGUUUAAAUCAGGAUGUUGUUUAGUCAACGUAAACUUACACAAAAAUCUACCAAGCUUGUAUCUUUUGAGAGGUUUUUGAAGGCAAUGCCUUUCAGAAUUGAGUAUGCCCCUGUGAAAUACCAAAAAACCCGCACGAUCCUAAUGGGGAAUCUCCCUCCGGUUAAAUCUGAUGAAACUUGGGUAUAUUUUAUUUUUUUUUUUUUUUACUACUACUUCAAAUACCACACAAUCCUUGCGCUUCCAGUUAGAGCCCCUCCCCCCUCCAUUCCUACCAUGUACCAGCCCAAGGCAACCGUUGUUUGAGACCAUCAAACUCGGGUCGCCUAGCCGGGAAUCGAACCCGGGACCCCCUGAUUGUAGAGCCAGCGCCACAACCACUACACCACAGGAGGCCGAC